UUCAGCCUUCAGCGCGUGGGACUCACUAAAAAGCGGCCAGUGUAUGUCAAGUGAUGGCAUGGUAGAAUUCGCUUUCACACACAGACAGGUCCAGCUUCAGUUCAUUUCCCACUAGUGACGGUCCACGGCGGUGUGUGAGGAGGCAAUCAUGUCCGUGGACGACGUGUACGUGCUGCGACCCUUCAAGCUCAUCGCUCUGCUGUGCGUCUUCUUGGCUUUGUGUCUGGACUUGGUGGCUCUGCUCAGUCCAGCCUGGGUUACCGCCGACCACUUUUCUCUGUCUUUGUGGGAGUCAUGCUCUCAGUCCGAGGCCAGGCAGCCUGAAGAGGACUCUUCGUGGAGCUGCUUCUCCACCCUCACUUCCGACUGGCAGAUUGCCACCUUGGUGCUGCUGGUGGUUGGCGCCGUGGCGACCCUGGUGGCCUUUCUGGUGGGGCUCAUUUCGCUGUGCCACGGCACGCAGAGAAAGCACUACCGCACGGUGGCCGUGUUCCUCUUCACUGCAGUUGUGCUGCAGGCCUGCGCCUUGGUCUUGUACCCCAUCAAGUUCAUCGACGGGACGGUCCUGCAGACGUAUCACGAGUUCAACUGGGGCUACGGCCUGGGCUGGGGAGCGACCAUCUUCAUGCUGGGCGGAGGAGUCCUCUUCUGCUUGCGGACGGACAUAUACGAGGACGCCAUGUACUGACCUGGCAGCCUCUCUCUCCACACACACACACACACACACACACACACACACACACACACACACACACACACACACACACACACACACAACUCUAACUGUACAUAGAACUCUCUUGGUUAUUUUUAGUCAGACAGCGAAGACCCUAAACUAGGCCAGGCCUGUUUGUAUAGAGCCCCCUCUCACUACUGCCCCAACACCUCACUCGGUAUCGGAGGGAGUUUUCUGAAUGAGCACGAGUUGCUGGACCUUUCCACCGCAUGGUGACCUACAUGGCUGUCCAUUGUCGGACAAACAGAGGACGGUCUCCUGAACAUUUAAAGGCACCGCUGUGUUAUUCCUGUAGCGUUUCGUCAUGGCACCACUAUCCUCUAACAUAUAUUUACUAAGUGAGCUUUCAUAUAUGCUGGAUAUUUAUAGUUGGUCUCAUAUAAUGUAAAUGUGUAAAAAGUGUUUCUACAUGAAGGACGUUCUUAAAUAAAUUUUUAAAAGGUGACGUUUUUGAUUGUUG
Molecule: messenger RNA, 1196 nt
Organism: Entelurus aequoreus (snake pipefish)
Lineage: Eukaryota; Metazoa; Chordata; Actinopteri; Syngnathiformes; Syngnathidae
Product: transmembrane protein 47-like
Exons: 3
Coding region: 149-688 (179 amino acids)
Biological process (GO): cell-cell adhesion
Cellular component (GO): membrane; cell-cell junction
Source: RefSeq, a predicted model, not a curated record